GGCCUUCCUUCCGCAGGAGGAGGAGGAGGAAGGUGGCCUGAAGAUGCAGCGGCUGCUGGAGCCGCCCCAGAGAUCGGCUUUCAUGGCUGAAGCCACCGGCUCCUUGGCUUUGCGCUGACGACAUCCGCGCCACUUGCACCACAGGGUGCUCUCUCCCAAGUUGAAGACGUCGCUGGUAACCUGAAGGAUUCAGAUACCCAGAAGGAUAAAUUAAUUGCUGGACGGUAUUUUCAUUUCGUAUUUGCAAUGGAGAAAUACGAAAAAAUCAGCAAGAUUGGCGAAGGCUCCUACGGGGUGGUGUUCAAGUGCCGGAACAGGGACACAGGUCAGAUUGUGGCCAUCAAGAAGUUUCUGGAAUCGGAAGACGAUCCCGUUAUCAAAAAAAUUGCCCUUCGGGAGAUUCGCAUGUUAAAGCAACUGAAACACCCCAACCUGGUCAACCUCUUGGAGGUUUUCCGGAGGAAGAGGAAGCUCCACCUGGUCUUUGAAUACUGCGACCACACAGUCCUCCAUGAGCUGGACAAGAACCCACAGGGAGUCCCGGAGCACCUCGUGAAAAGCAUCACUUGGCAGACACUCCAGGCAGUGAACUUUUGCCACAAGCACAACUGCAUCCACAGAGACGUGAAACCAGAGAACAUCCUCAUAACCAAGCAUUUUGUCAUCAAACUCUGUGACUUUGGCUUUGCUCGCAUCCUCACUGGACCCAGCGAUUACUACACAGACUAUGUGGCCACUCGGUGGUACCGGUCUCCCGAACUGCUCGUGGGGGACACCCAGUAUGGCCCCCCCGUGGACGUCUGGGCCAUCGGCUGUGUCUUUGCAGAGCUGCUGUCUGGCAUCCCUCUGUGGCCGGGGAAAUCGGAUGUGGACCAGCUUUACCUGAUCAGAAGGACGUUGGGGGACCUCAUUCCCAGGCACCAGCAAGUCUUCAGCACAAACCAGUUCUUCAGCGGGGUGAGAGUUCCAGACCCAGAAAGCAUGGAGCCUCUAGAAAUGAAAUUCCCAGGUAUUUCCUACUCGGCCCUCGGACUCAUGAAGGGCUGCCUCCACAUGGAUCCUGCGGAAAGGCUUACUUGCGAGCAGCUCCUGCAGCACCCCUACUUUGACAGCAUCCGAGAGGUUGAGCUGGGGAGGGAAAGAGAGAGAUCCCUCACGCGGAAGCCAAACCGGCCCACGCGGAAGCACAUCCCCGGGUUACAGUACCUGCCCCAGUUAACCAGCAGCAACAUUCUACCUGCUUUGGAUAACAAGAAGUACUAUUGCAGCACAAGGAAACUGAACUACCGUUUCCCAAACAUCUAAAAAAAAAUUAAAGUGUGGGUGUCAUGGCUAAGCCGGAUUUACCGCGGACAGCCUCAGCGCAUUCCCAGCCUUGAAGUGAGCUUGAACGGAGAAAGGGAUAUUAUUCUGUUGGUGCACAAUGGAGCGAGCCGUGAAAUUACCGUGUUAAGAAUGGCAAAGCUUUAGAACGAAAAUCUCUGCUCCGAGAGACAAGAGAGUCGGCUGAAGGUCUGGAAAUUCUUGUGACUCGGCAGAAAAUGCAUCUCUCUGGGACUUUCGGGGGUGGGUUGGGGGCAGGAUAAUUGUGAUUGCAUCAGUUUAGGGUUCUCAAGAGCUCAUCCUGUUUACUGUGUGGGGAGCAGAAAAGUCUGCUGCCUGUUUGGGAGUGGCAGCGGGGGUGGGGGUGGGAUCCAGCUAUGCCAAAUACAUUUCAUUCACAAAAUCCUAUGGUGUCAAAGAAGGAGGGAGAACUUCCGUUCUCAUGUGCAUUUGUAGUUAAUAGCACAGGCUGGUUGAUCCUGCAAGACGCAGUCAAAGAUGCGAAGAGCUCCGAUUCUGUGAAAUCUUGCAUCAAACACAGAUCUCCCAGCAGGGUGGUUAGAAAUCAACGUCUUUCCUCUGCUUUUAAACGUGUAAAUUUCUGUUUGUCUCUUUGGAUGAUCCUUCCUAAUAAUAAUAAUAACCUGGGUUAAAAUGAAACCUCCAUGUAAUAAGCAAGCAUGUUUGCCGAAAUAUAGGAUUCGGUUGCAAGAGAUGGAGACAUUAUCACACAUUAAUAGGACCGGGCGAUGGGAACCCUGACUUUUGAAUUCUAUGGUUAGAAACUAUACAAUUAGUCAUGCUUGUAUUUAUGAUUGUGAGUUUCCUGCUGGACCCUAGAGAUGCUCGAUUGCCCACAUGGUGAUCUGACACUCCCAAUGUUAUGCCCUUCAACUAACUUUGCCCUGCAAAUCCUUCAGUUCUUGGAGUAUCUGGUACUCUGCAAACCCAAGCAGGAUGUGGCCCUUCUAUUUUCCAUCUCCUGGAGAAACACUGCUUUUCCCAGUCCUUGCUGCAGAAACUAUGAUGGAUUCACAGUGGUCCUCUGGACGUUCAGGAACUCCCAUUUCCCAUCAGCUCUACGCAGCCUGGCCAACAGGGUCUUGGCAGUUGUGGCCCCAACAUCUGGCGAGCCACAGUUUUUACCAUCCCAGCUGCAGCUUACUUGGAAAGCCCUACUUUGUUAUUUCUUUAGUAUCCUUGAAUGGAGAAGCAGCAACAACAAAAAAGAAAUCUGACUGUGAAUAGACACAAUUUGGGGCUGUAUAGCCAAAGGUUUUUGGAUUACGCUCCUGGGUUUCACGAAGGUUCUCUGUGUGGUUGUGUUAUAAUAUAAUUGUUAUAGCAACCAGGUAUCACGUAUGCUGGUUGAGGGAACAAAUGCAAAAUUCUGUUUUCCUGGUGAUCUAGAUCUAGGGUCAGCGAACUUUUUCAGCAGGGGGCCGGUCCACUGUCCCUCAGACCUUGUGGGGGGGCCACACUAUAUUUUGAAAAAAAUAAUAAUGAACGGAUUCCUAUGCCCCACAAAUAACCCAGAGAUGCAUUUUAAAUAAAAGCACACAUUCUACUCCUGUAAAAACACACCGAUUCCCGGACCGUCUGCGGGCUGGAUUGAGAAGGCGAUUGGGCCGGAUCCGGCCCCCAGGCCUUCGUUUGCCUACCCAUGAUCUAGAUUCAUUUGAAUGGAUGGGUGGAAUUCACCUUCUCCUUCAGGCUUCGCUCCUGCCUCAUCUGCAGUAGGCAGACUGUGAUUAGGGGGUUUCUUCUUCCAGGGCUGCGGUCGUAACGUAAGGAGAGUGUCAUGGCUGCCUUGGCAACAACACCCUCUCCAACAGACAGGUCCAGCUGGAAGAAAUGUGUACCUAUGUGUUGUGCUUGCAAGAUCAGCCCUCUGCAAAAUCCGCUGGUUAUCGGAGCUGCUCCAUAGAAGCUGUAGCCAAGUUUUGCUAUGCCAUGUUUCUGGCAAACGACUACCAGAUUUUGCCUGGUAUAAACCAAUGUCUGUAACGCUCGCGUAGGAAACAGUAAACUGCAUAUUACUCUGGA
Podarcis raffonei (Aeolian wall lizard) is the source of this 3369-nucleotide messenger RNA. It is a transcript of the gene CDKL1, whose product is annotated as cyclin dependent kinase like 1. The record is from RefSeq and is a predicted model, not a curated record. The transcript is spliced from 10 exons. NCBI's taxonomy places the organism in Eukaryota, Metazoa, Chordata, Lepidosauria, Squamata, Lacertidae. Gene Ontology annotation, biological process: protein phosphorylation. Gene Ontology annotation, molecular function: ATP binding; cyclin-dependent protein serine/threonine kinase activity. Bases 247 to 1305 code for a protein of 352 amino acids. Gene Ontology annotation, cellular component: nucleus.